Molecule: messenger RNA, 861 nt
Organism: Ipomoea nil (Japanese morning glory)
Lineage: Eukaryota; Viridiplantae; Streptophyta; Magnoliopsida; Solanales; Convolvulaceae
Exons: 2
Coding region: 1-861 (286 amino acids)
Source: RefSeq, a predicted model, not a curated record
AUGAAUCGCUACUGGUGGGACUCUGGAACUGAUAGGCGAAUACAUUGGAAGGCAUGGGAUAAGUUGUGUGUCCCUAAGAAAUAUGGAGGGUUGGGUUUUAAGGAUUUGCGUGCCUUUAACCUAGCUAUGUUAGGGAAGCAGAUAGGGAGUAACCCCAGUUUCUGUUGGCGGAGUAUUAUGACAGCCAAGAGUAUAAUUUGUAGUGGGAUAAGGCGCAGAAUUGGAAACGGGGAGUCUACACUCAUAUGGACUCAUCCCUGGAUACAGGAUGGUCAAGACCCCAUGGUACAAACAGAAAUGCCAAUGCAAUUAGAAGGAGCCAAAGUGGUGGGAUUGAUAGAUCAACAGACUGGUACAUGGGACCAUUCAAUUCUAACUGAUUUAUUUCAACCUAGUGAUGUGGCAAAUAUUCUAAAAAUACCUGUUUCCCCGGAGUAUGAUGAUACUUGGUAUUGGCAUGGAGACCCGAUAAGAAUUUAUUCUGUAAAGUGUGGAUACAGGCUAAUAGUUGGAGAUUAUGAAAGUGGUAUUGGGACCUUUACAAAGUGGUUGACCCUAUGGAAACUCAAAAUCCCCCCAAAAUGGAAAAUGUUCCUUUGGAGAGCCAUUUGUGAUAUUUUGCCUACCACUACUAACUUGCUUAUAAAGAGAGUGGAUAUGGAUCCACAUUGUGCCAUGUGUGAAAUAUCUCAGGAGGAUACUAUGCAUGCCUUAGUGUUGUGCGAAUUUGCAAAGAACAUAUGGGAACAAUCCAACCUUCCAAUCCCCAAUAUUGUGACAAACGCUUUUCAUAUUUGGUUUGGUGAACUCCUAAAUGUUUUAGACUCUGAUGGGGUAUUAUAUGCAUCAUCAAUUCUAUAA